This is a messenger RNA of Pedinophyceae sp. YPF-701, 1125 nucleotides long. The record is from the annotation of a GenBank genome assembly. NCBI's taxonomy places the organism in Eukaryota, Viridiplantae, Chlorophyta, Pedinophyceae.
AUGACCUCCGGCGCGGCGCAGGCGCCCACUGUGGUGUGCAUCGGCGACCCCGUGAUGGAUUUGAUCCUCCGGGUGAGUCCCGAGACGCUGGCGGAGCUGGGAUGCGCGCCGGGGGGCUGCGUGUCGGUCGAGGGGGAUGAAAUGAGCAGCAUUACGGCGCGGGCGAGCGCGGACGGCGCGCCGGAGAGGAUCCCUGGAGGAUCGUCCGCCAACGUGGCGAAGGGGCUGGCGUCGCUGGCGGGCGACUCUCUGCGCGUCCGCUUCGUGGGGAUGGUCGGCAACGACGACGUGGGAACCUCCUACCGCUCGAAGCUCGAGGCCGCGGGCGUCGACCCCGUGCUGCUCACGACCACGGGCCCGGAGACCACCGCCAGGUGUCUCUGCCUUGUGACGCCAGAUGGGCAGCGCACGAUGCGCACGCACCUGGGCGCCGCGCUCGGGCUGACGUCCCUGGACACGCUCCCCGAGGACUGGCUCCCGCCGGGCACCGCCGUGCUGCACCUCGAGGGCUACGCGCUGUACAAGCCGGACUACAGCGUCAACGCGAUGCGGGCAGCCAAGAGGGCCGGGGCGCUGGUGUCGCUCGACCUCGCGAGCUUCGAGACGGUCCUCAACUGCGCAGAUACCCUCAAGUCUGUCCUCGAGGAGGGGCUCGUGGAUAUUCUGCUUGCCAACCAGGACGAGGCCGAGACCAUCGCUCGCGCCGAGCUGGGCUACAACGGGGAAAGCGCGCUCCCGGCGGGACGCAAAGCGCCGUGGGAGGGCGAGGCGGUGGAGAUGGCGAUGACGCACCUGCUCACGUUCUGCGACACGUGCGUCGUCAGCAUGGGCCCCAAGGGCUGCGUCGCCCGCUCCCGCGGCGGCGGCAGGGGCGUGUCUGCUGCGUGUCGGGUCGACGCCGUCGACACCACGGGCGCGGGGGACUCCUUCACCGCGGGCUUCCUGCACGCGCACCUGAUGGGCGCGGGCCUGCAGGAGGCGGCGGCGUGCGGGUGCAGCGCGGGGACGGCGAGCGUGCAGGUGGCGGGCGCGGAGCUCCCGCAGGCGUCGUGGGCGCAGCUGCGGCAACAGUCGCUCGAGAUCAUCGCGACGGCGGGCCCGGGGCGCGUCCGCGUGCCGUCGUAG